AUCAGUAUUACACCAUUCCUCACCAUACAUAACCUCACAUAAAAACAGUCAACAAUAAAUAUUUUUUUAUACAAUUCCUACUUACAAUUAAAAUAUUAUUACGAUGGCGGAAGGAGGGGAAAUGAACAAGAGUUUUAAAAUCUUCGGGACUGAUGUCUCCAAGAUGCCUUGCUUUAGGAACAGCUACCUCUAUGGAAUUGGAGGAGGCAUUGGGAUAGGUUUAACGUAUUUCAUGUUGACCAGCAGGACGAAAGCAUCUUGCCACUUUGGUGUGGCCUCCUUCGCAGUGAUAACGUUAUCCUACUGGACUCAAUGCAGAUACAAUUAUUCCAAAUUAAAAUUUGAUAUGGCCCGCACUCAGGAGCUGAUGAAAAAGCAUAGCAUGUAUGAAGGCACAGAGAUGGAGAAGAAGUUGCAGGGUAAACUGAAGGAGGCGUGAUUUUAUUUAUAUUGUAUUUAUUUGUACAUAAAUAGUUUAAUAAAAGUAGCAAUAUUGUAUUCACGGGAUCACGUUCCAU
Messenger RNA from Nicrophorus vespilloides, 518 nucleotides. It is a transcript of the gene l(3)87Df, whose product is annotated as cytochrome c oxidase protein 20 homolog. The record is from RefSeq and is a predicted model, not a curated record. NCBI's taxonomy places the organism in Eukaryota, Metazoa, Arthropoda, Insecta, Coleoptera, Silphidae. The transcript is spliced from 2 exons. Gene Ontology annotation, biological process: mitochondrial respiratory chain complex IV assembly. Gene Ontology annotation, cellular component: mitochondrion; mitochondrial inner membrane. Bases 104 to 439 code for a protein of 111 amino acids.